AUGAAAUAUAUACUUAUUGCCAUCCUAUUGUUGACUGUUGUUACAGCAAGGUUACACUUGACUGAGACACAGGAGAAAAGACUCAAUGAAUUGGACCCCAAUCCGAACCACCAGUGGUACACUCAAAGAGUUGAUCACCAUAAUCCUCAGUUAAAGGAGACCUUCCAGCAAAGAUACUUUGAUAAUGAUAAAUACUGGGACUCAGAGACUGGACCACUCUUCCUCUACAUCUGUGGAGAAGCAAUCUGUAGGGAACCUGCAGAUAACAGCUUUGUAGUCAACUUAGCUAAAAAAUUCAACGGAAGAGUCCUUGCUCUUGAGCAUAGAUUCUAUGGGAUGAGUCAUCCAAGACCAGAUUGGUCCACAGAGAAUCUCCAAUUUUUGACUCCUGACCAAGCCCUCGCCGAUCUUGCCCAAUUUGCUAGUGAUAAAUCUAGAGAGUUCAGCGCUGAGCAUGGCAUUCCAUUCAGAAGAUGGAUAACUGUAGGAGGAAGCUACCCAGGAGCAUUGUCAGCUUGGUUCAGAGCUAAAUAUCCACAUAUUGCCUUUGCAUCCCUCUCCUCCUCAGGAAUUGUCAACACAAUCACUGACUACGACGAAUAUGAUGGCCAAGUUUAUGCCUCAAGCUUAAAAAGUGGUGAGGAAUGCACAGAUAAAUGGAGGAGUAUCUUUAGCUCCUUUGAGGAUAAGAUCAACAGUGGACUCGCCUCAGACGUCUACGAAUUCUUUGGAUAUUUUGGAAAUGACCUCACUGUUGGAGACUUCUUCAACUUUCUUGCUGAUAUCUCGGCUGGAUCUGUACAAUAUGGAAAAAGAUCAAAGUUCUGUGAUGGUCUGAUCAAUACCGAAUUUAAAGAACAAGAUCUACUAAAUUGGACACUUGAGUACUCAAAAGAAGAAGGGCUUGACUUAAACGAAUACACUGUUCCAUACUUCGCAAACACUACUAUUGAUUACAUCAAAGCUGGAAGACAAUGGUCUUACCAAAUCUGUGCACAUAUCGGAUUUUUCCAGACUCCUGCUAAAUCUGUCCCUUCAAUGAGAAGCCAGACUAUUGCUAUUGAUUAUUGGAGAGAUCUGUGUCAAGGUAUCUUCGGGAUAGAUCUAUUCCCAGACACCGAUCAUUGGAAUAAACUAUUUGGAGGUAAAGAGAUCACAGGCUCUAAGAUAAUCUUUACUAACGGUGGGGAAGACCCAUGGCAACAUUCCAGCAUUAUGGAGUCUGAAAACCCAACCUUCCACCCUAUCGUAAUUGAUUGCGAUAACUGUGCCCACUGUGUUGAUCUUCAUGGUGACUUCCCUGACGAUGCUCCUGAGCUCACUGCUGCUAGAGACCAGAUCAAGGGAAUCUUCCAAGACUGGAUCUCGGAAGAGUUAAAUUUGGAGAGAAUCUAUCCAUCAGAAGUCAAGGUAGGAUUAAGAGAAUUUUUAUCUUAAUCUUAUCUGUAAUUUAUUAAGCUCC
Moneuplotes crassus is the source of this 1462-nucleotide messenger RNA. The record is from the annotation of a GenBank genome assembly. NCBI's taxonomy places the organism in Eukaryota, Ciliophora, Spirotrichea, Euplotida, Euplotidae.